Messenger RNA from Zingiber officinale, 2456 nucleotides. RefSeq lists its product as uncharacterized. The transcript has 6 exons. Bases 14 to 2083 code for a protein of 689 amino acids. NCBI's taxonomy places the organism in Eukaryota, Viridiplantae, Streptophyta, Magnoliopsida, Zingiberales, Zingiberaceae. The record is from RefSeq and is a predicted model, not a curated record. Gene Ontology annotation, biological process: intracellular signal transduction.
UGUUUCAAAUAUAAUGGGAGAUGGCUUGGCACGUGACUGGGAGCCGGCGACUCGGCCCGCGUGGAAUGACCAUUUCUACAUUCGCAUCUUAAAACCCCCGCAGUUCUCCAACCAUUCUCUCGCAUCGCCUCUCUCUCUCUCUCUCUCUCUAACGCUGGAAGCCUCGCUAUCUUCUCGACCAAUGGAUCGGGAUCAAGAACCAGAUGCCAAAGAUCAUGCGCCUCCGGCGGAGGUGGAGCCGGUGGAGGUCGCAGGCGAAGAGGGGAUUGACGGAGAGAAGAAUGAGUACCUGAAGGAGGAGGUGCAGGCCGUCUGUUGGCCCUCCCAUCUUCCGCUUCCAGAGGCCCCGGAUGGGCUUACCAAGGCGCGGUCCAUCGGGCCAGACGAGGAGCGCCACCCCAUCGACCGAUCCGUCUCCCUCAACUCCACUUUCGGAGCCGUCGACGUUGCUGCGCUAGCUAAGUUUAUCCGCGACAGGAGCAGCGUCUUCUCCGCCGCCAUCGCGAAGCGGGUCUCCUCCUUGAAGGAGUCGCCGCCGGUCGACGGCAACAGCGGCCCUGCUGCACUCGUCACCGAGUUUCAUCUCCCCGGCCUCAAGGUCGUAGUGCGGGUCAAAGGAGAGGACGAGCGGGCGGACGCAGAGGGUGAACCAAAAGGCUGUGAGAUCAAGGGCCGGGUCAGCUUCUUCUCCCGCUCCGGCUGCCGUGACUGCGGCGCCGUCCGGUCGUUCUUCCGCGAACGUGGCAUCCCUUAUGUGGAGAUCAACUUGGACGUGUUUCCGGAGCGGGAUCGGGAGCUCGUGGAGCGGACGGGGAGCGCCGCCGUGCCAGCGAUCUUCUUCAACGAGACGCUGCUUGGAGGACUAGUGGCGCUCAACUCGAUGCGGAAUAGCGGGGAGUUCGAUCGGCGUUUGCAGAAGAUGGCCGGCGGGCGGUGCCCGGAGACGGCGCCACGGGUUCCUGUUUACGGAUUCGACGACGAGGAGGAACUGGAGAGGGAGCGGCCUGACGCGAUGGUUGCGGCGGCGCGAAUUCUUCGGCAGCGCCUCCCGAUCCAGGACCGGAUCACCAGGAUGAAACUCGUCAAGAACUGCUUCACCGGCGCCGAUAUGGUCGAAGCCCUCAUCGGCCACCUUGACUGCGGCCGUAAGAAGGCGGUUGAGAUUGGUAAAGAGCUUGCCAGGAAGCACUUCAUACAUCAUGUAUUCCGGGAGAAUGACUUCGAGGAUGGGAAUAAUCAUUUCUACCGUUUCCUUGAGCAUGAACCAGCAAUUCCUAGAUGCUUCAACUUCCGGGGAUCAACAAAUGAUAAUGAACCCAAGCCAAUUCAAAUUGUUGGCCAAAAGCUUACUAAGCUAAUGCAAGCAAUACUUGAAGCAUAUGCAUCUGAUGACAGAUGCCAUUUGGACUAUGGUCGUAUAGGUGCCAGUGAGGAGUUUCGAAGAUAUGUUAAUCUAGUCCAAGAUCUGCAACGGAUUGAUAUUUUCAGCCUUUCAGCCGAUGAGAAGAUGGCUUUCUUCUUGAACUUGUAUAAUGCAAUGGUCAUCCAUGCAAUCAUCAGGAUUGGCCAACCAGGGAUGAUUGACAGGAGGGCCUUCUUUACUGACUUCCAGUAUAUAAUCGGAGGCUAUCCUUAUUCGCUUUCCUCUAUUAAGAAUGGUAUCCUCCGUUCAAACAGAAGGCAGCCUUACUCGUUAGUCAAGCCAUUCAGUGCUGGUGACAAGAGGCUAGAGUUGGCUCCUGCCAAGGUGAAUCCUUUGAUCCAUUUUGGCUUAUGCAAUGGAACCCAUUCAAGUCCGAGCGUAAGGUUCUUCUCUGCCCAAGGGGUUGAAGUUGAACUUCGAUAUGCUGCAAGGGAGUUCUUUGUUCAUGGUGGUGUGGAGGUGGAUCUUGAGAAGAGGGUUGUCCAUCUUAGCAGGAUCUUCAAAUGGUAUAGCUCAGACUUUGGACAAGAAAAAGAUAUCCUUGAGUGGAUAUUGAGCUACCUUGAUGCAAGCAAAGCUGGCCUUUUGACUCAUCUUCUGAACGAUGGAGGUCCUAUUAAAAUAUCCUACCAAAAUUUUGAUUGGUCCUUAAACUGUUGAUGGCUCCUGAUCAUACAUUGCCAAUUCCCCACCAGCUUGAUGUUUAAGAAGAAGAUGCUGAUAAUGAUUUAUCACUUGAAGUCUCGCCUCGACAAUGAUUGGUUGCUUCUGGUGUAUAUAUAAAUAAAAUAGGCACAUGAUUCAUGUUUCACCAUAAAGAGUUUGGCCAGUAUCAUUUCUUAGUAUUUUUAAUUUAACGGUGUAGGAUCAUGCAGCCCACUUGCUUCAUGCCUCUCAAGAAAGCUGCAGUAGAGCAUGUAAGAGUGCAGUAUGAUCUUUUAUACAAAUGUAGCUACAUAUCUUUUGUUACCUAGGUUUUUAUAUCUACCUUGUAUGUUGCCUCAGUUUGUUGAAUAAAAUGUGAUUUUUGUGG